Molecule: messenger RNA, 1356 nt
Organism: Trichoplusia ni (cabbage looper)
Lineage: Eukaryota; Metazoa; Arthropoda; Insecta; Lepidoptera; Noctuidae
Product: zonadhesin-like
Exons: 7
Coding region: 235-1275 (346 amino acids)
Source: RefSeq, a predicted model, not a curated record
GAAAAAAUACCUUCCAAUAUCCUUAUUUAUUUCCUCUCAAUUUUAGAGGUUUUUCCGUCCUGGUUACACAUUUAAUGUAUUCAAAGUUUAUGUGCAGUCCUAAUUAUAUUCCUUCAUGGAAUAUAAUAGAAGCACAAAACAAGAUUUCGCGCCUUAAGCUUCAGGUGCGCUAACCAAGUGGCUAUGAAUUUAAAGUUGAACUAAAUCAUUGUCAGUUCAUUUCAAGCCGUCAACAUGAUAAGGUUAUUCUUCAUUUUGUUUUGCUGUCACAUUGCGCUGUGUCGUAAUUUCUUUGAAUAUGAUGAAGCCCCGCUGAACUGUAGGCCAGACGAAGAGGUCCAGUGCUUACAAUGCCCGGGAGAAAAAACUUGCAGACGACCUGGCGAUCCAGGGAUAGCAUGUCCAGCCUGGAUUAAUGCACCAUGUUACAGACAAUGUGCUUGCAAGGACGGCCGCUUGAGAAACCGGGACGGUUCGUGUAUUACUGAUGAAGAAUGUGAUAGCCUGAAGUGUCCAGGUGCACACGAGAACCUAGAAUGCCAUGGCAUCUGUGAUAACGCGUGCGAAACAAUACACAGACAGAAUAAGACAAACUGUCCGUCAACACCGUAUCGUUGUAUAAAACAAUGCUACUGCGAAGAUGGAUACGCGAGAGACGAACAAAAUAAUUGUAUUCCUAUUGAACAAUGCGGUACGUCUGCUUUUAUUAGUCCGCGGGAAGCAGUCAAGAUGUUCAGGCUACUCAUAGUUUUAUUUGCCGGUCACAUGGUGAUGUGCCGUCAGCUAAUGACAGACUCAGGACCAGAAAAAUGUAAACCCGAUGAAGUGUUCCAGUGCAUCCAGAAAUGCCCUGGAGAAAUUACCUGCAGAAAUCGUGACGUUGAAAAAGAAUGCCCAGAUGUCAUCGAGGGCUGUGUUCCUAAAUGUGUCUGCAAGGAAGGUCUCUUCAGAGCUGAUGAUGGCAGCUGUUAUGAUAAGGAGCAAUGCGACAAUACGCUUUGUCCUUCCGAAAACGAAUUCUACGAUUGUGGCUAUAAUUGUGACAACGUCUGCGGCUGGUCAGAACAAAACAGGACGAACUGCCCGAAUACGGAAAACACAAAAUGCAGACCAAGAUGUUACUGUAACGAUGGAUUUGCAAGAAACCUCUAUGGAACCUGUAUUCCUGUUGAAGAAUGUGAAGCGGAUCUGGAACAUCGUCGCAAUCGGGACCCGAACCUACCGCCUUGUUGCAAAAUAUCGUACGGAUUUCCACUCGACUUCGAAAAUAAUUAAAUGAUUUAUUGAUUUUCGAUUCAUAAUGAUUUUAUAAGUAUGAUUCACCCUGUUUGUUUGUGUGAAUAAAGAAAUUUAUAU